AAACAUACGUCUCCCAUUCUAAUGAUUUCCAAACGCUUUCAAUCACUUGUUUUGUACUCAAAAUCUACCUGGGUUUUACAAGUUUCCUUCUCUCCUUUGUGCUCUUCUUGUGUUUAAAUACCACAAAUCUCUUGAGCAAGACCACUACACUUUUUGGGUGCUUAGACAUUGAUAGAAAUGGGACACACAAGGGCAAGCAUGUCGACCAUGAUGGUGAUGGCUGUGCUCGUCGGGCUCAUUGUGGACCAGGGCUCUUGUAAGGUCGUCCAAUUCAUCUUCGGCGAUUCAUUGUCAGAAGUCGGGAACAACAACCGUCUCAGUAGGAGCCUGGCUCAGGCAGCUCUCCCAUGGUAUGGGAUUGAUUUCGGUGAUGGAAUGCCCAAUGGGAGGUUUACGAAUGGUCGCACCGUUGCCGAUAUAAUAGGUGACAAGAUGGGCCUUCCAAGACCACCAGCAUUUCUAGAUCCAGCCGUAGACGAGGAUGCGAUAUUACAAAAUGGACUGAAUUAUGCCUCUGGGGGUGGUGGGAUCUUGAAUGAGACUGGACAGUUAUUUAAUCAAAGAUUUUCACUCUCCAAGCAAAUCGAGUUGUUUCAAGGAACACAAGUGCUGAUAAGGAAUAAGAUUGGUAAACAAGAAGCUGAGAAAUUCUUCCAAGAAGCUCGAUACGUUGUCGCAUUGGGUAGCAAUGACUUCAUCAACAAUUUCCUGCUACCUGUUUACGCCGAUUCAUGGAGCUACACUGCAUCAGGAUUCAUUAACCUUCUCAUGACAACACUACAACAGCAACUAAAGCUAUUGUACACUUUAGGUGCUCGGAAGUUGAUGUUUUUUGGGCUCGGGCCCAUGGGGUGCAUUCCCUUGCAGCGUGUCCUAAGUUCCUCUGGCGAUUGCCAGGAGAGCACAAACAAACUGGCACUUGGUUUCAACAAAGCUGGGAAUCAGCUCUUGGAAGGCCUAUCAAGCCACCUUCCUAAUGCAAGCUUCAAAUUUGGAGAUGCUUACGAUGUCGUCAACGAUGUAAUUAGCAACCCAUAUGAACAUGGUUUCAACAACUCAGAUGCACCAUGUUGCUCCUUGGGACGGAUUCGACCGGCAUUGACAUGCACCCCUGCAUCAAGCCUGUGCACAGAUAGAAGCAAGUACGUGUUUUGGGACGAGUAUCACCCGUCGGACCAAGCAAAUGAGAUAAUUGCUAAUGAGAUUAUUAGAAAACUAGGGUUUUUGAAAAAUAAUGAAACAGAUGCUCCAGCAAGUGCACCAGCAGGUGCACCAGCACUUGCUCCCUCUCCAGCGUAGUGGGUCAUGGCACUGUAGUUUUAUCGAGGGAUGUUGUAGCUUAUGUGUUCUUUCCAUGAUUUCGAAGUUUAUAUAUGUAUACAAUUGAGUACAACUCUCAAAUUCAAGUAAGUCUCAUAUAAAUUCAAUGGUCGUAUA
Messenger RNA from Magnolia sinica, 1437 nucleotides. Its product is annotated as GDSL esterase/lipase At1g74460-like. NCBI's taxonomy places the organism in Eukaryota, Viridiplantae, Streptophyta, Magnoliopsida, Magnoliales, Magnoliaceae. The transcript is spliced from 5 exons. The record is from RefSeq and is a predicted model, not a curated record. The coding region runs from base 178 to 1299 and encodes 373 amino acids. Gene Ontology annotation, molecular function: hydrolase activity, acting on ester bonds.